Mus caroli (Ryukyu mouse) is the source of this 7451-nucleotide messenger RNA. RefSeq names its product SH3 and PX domains 2B (gene Sh3pxd2b). Gene Ontology annotation, biological process: superoxide anion generation. Gene Ontology annotation, molecular function: protein binding; phosphatidylinositol binding; superoxide-generating NADPH oxidase activator activity. Gene Ontology annotation, cellular component: cytoplasm. The record is from RefSeq and is a predicted model, not a curated record. Lineage: Eukaryota; Metazoa; Chordata; Mammalia; Rodentia; Muridae.
GUGCUCGGCGGCAAGGAUCGCUUUGGCCCGGCCCGGCCCGCACGGCGCUGGGCGCGGAGAACGGCCAUGCCGCCGCGGCGCAGUAUCGUGGAGGUGAAGGUGCUGGACGUGCAGAAGCGGCGCGUGCCCAACAAGCAUUAUGUCUACAUCAUCCGAGUCACGUGGUCCAGUGGCGCCACGGAGGCCAUCUACCGGCGCUACAGCAAGUUCUUUGACCUCCAGAUGCAGAUGUUGGACAAGUUCCCCAUGGAAGGAGGACAGAAAGACCCCAAGCAGAGGAUCAUUCCAUUUCUGCCAGGCAAAAUCCUCUUCCGCCGCAGCCACAUCCGGGACGUAGCCGUCAAACGCCUGAUACCAAUUGAUGAAUAUUGUAAGGCCCUGAUCCAGCUGCCCCCCUACAUCUCUCAGUGUGAUGAGGUUCUGCAGUUUUUUGAGACAAGACCUGAGGACCUGAAUCCUCCCAAAGAGGAGCACAUUGGGAAGAAGAAAUCAGGGAAUGACCCGACCUCAGUGGACCCUAUGGUCCUGGAGCAGUAUGUGGUAGUGGCAGACUAUCAGAAGCAGGAGAGCUCAGAGAUCAGCCUCAGUGUGGGCCAAGUAGUGGACAUCAUUGAGAAGAAUGAGUCAGGUUGGUGGUUCGUCAGCACUGCUGAAGAGCAGGGCUGGGUCCCUGCAACCUGCCUGGAAGGCCAGGAUGGCGUGCAAGAUGAGUUUUCCCUCCAGCCUGAGGAAGAGGAGAAAUAUACGGUCAUCUACCCGUACACAGCUCGUGACCAGGAUGAAAUGAACCUAGAGCGAGGGGCUGUGGUGGAGGUCGUCCAGAAGAACCUGGAGGGCUGGUGGAAGAUCAGGUUCCAGGGCAAAGAGGGCUGGGCCCCUGCUUCCUACCUAAAGAAGAACAGUGGGGAGCCCUUGCCCCCAAAGCUGGGCCCCAGCUCACCUGCUCACUCGGGUGCCCUCGACCUGGAUGGUGUUUCCCGGCAUCAGAAUGCUAUGGGCAGGGAGAAGGAGCUGCUGAACAACCAGAGGGAUGGCCGGUUUGAAGGUCGCCUCGUGCCCGAUGGUGACGUUAAGCAGAGAUCACCAAAGAUGAGGCAAAGACCCCCUCCUCGCCGGGACAUGACCAUUCCUCGAGGCCUCAACCUGCCGAAGCCCCCCAUCCCACCCCAGGUGGAGGAAGAGUACUACACCAUCGCUGAGUUCCAGACCACCAUCCCAGAUGGCAUCAGCUUCCAGGCCGGCCUAAAAGUGGAGGUGAUUGAGAAGAGCCUAAGUGGUUGGUGGUACAUUCAGAUGGAAGAUAAGGAGGGGUGGGCCCCAGCGACCUUCAUUGACAAGUAUAAGAAGACCAGCAGUGCCUCGAGGCCCAACUUUCUGGCCCCCUUGCCCCACGAGAUGACCCAGCUCCGGCUUGGGGAUGCAGCUGCAACAGAGAACAAUACGGGUCCAGAAGCCGUGGGGCCCUCCAGACCCCUGCCUGAGGCACCACACGGUGCUGUGGAGUCUGGGAUGCUCUGGUCCAAAGACUGGAAAGGAGGAAAGGAGGCCCCAAGAAAGGCAUCUUCAGACUUGUCUGCGUCAACAGGAUAUGAGGAGAUCUCGGACCCCACACAGGAGGAGAAGCCCAGCCUCCCUCCACGCAAAGAGUCCAUCAUCAAGUCUGAAGAGGAGUUGCUGGAGAGGGAAAGACAGAAGAUGGAGCCGCUCCGGGGCUCCUCCCCAAAACCCCCUGGCAUGAUAUUGCCAAUGAUUCCAGCAAAGCAUGCCCCGCUGGCCCGGGACAGCAGGAAACCAGAGCCCAAACCUGACAAAAGCAAGUUCCCACUGAGAAAUGACAUGGGGUUAGAGUGUGGCCACAAGGUGCUGGCCAAGGAAGUGAAAAAGCCAAACCUCCGGCCCAUCUCCAGGUCUAAAGCUGAGCUGUCCGAGGAGAAGGUGGACCCCACCUCCCAGAAUCUGUUCAUGAAGUCUAGACCUCAGGUUAGACCCAAACCAACCCCUUCCCCCAAGACAGAGCCAGCUCAGAGUGAAGACCACGUGGAUAUCUACAACCUCAGGAGCAAGCUCAGACCUGCCAAGUCUCAAGAGAAAGCCUUAUUGGAUGGAGAAAGCCACCAUGCUGCUGGGAGCCAUGACACAGCCCUCAGCAGAAGCUUCCUUCCCGGGGAGGGACCUGGCCGUGGCCAGGACAGGUCUGGCAGACAGGAUGGGCUGAGUCCAAAGGAGACACCCUGCAGAGCCCCUCCCCGGCCAGCCAAGACCACAGACCCUGGGCCCAAGAAUGUGCCUGUGCCUGUGUCUGUCCAAGAAGCAACCCAGCAGCAAAGACCUGUGGUCCCACCUCGAAGACCCCCACCCCCCAAGAAAACCUCCUCGUCACCACUGUCGUGCAGGCCCCUUCCAGAGGUCAGAGGGGCACAGCGUGAAGAAAGCAGAGUCGCUCCUGCUGCAGGCCGGGCCCUCCUUGUCCCUCCGAAAGCCAAACCCUUCCUCUCUAACUCCUCAGUGGGCCAAGAUGACAUACGAGGCAAAGGUGGGCUGGGGCCACGCGUCACUGGCAAGGUGGGAGAAACCAGAGAGAAGGCAGCUUCCUUCCUCAAUGCCGAUGGCCCAAAGGACUCACUUUACGUGGCUGUGGCCAACUUUGAAGGAGAUGAAGACACUAGCAGCUUCCAGGAAGGGACAGUGUUUGAAGUCCGGGAGAAGAACAGCAGUGGCUGGUGGUUUUGCCAGGUCCUCAGUGGGGCUCCUUCCUGGGAAGGCUGGAUUCCUUCCAACUACCUCCGGAAGAAACCCUAGCUUCCCCGCCCUGCCGGGAGACCCAGCAGUCCCUGCUAGCCUUCCCCACGUAUUUAAUACGCAUCUUAAUUUAUCAGUCUCCACAUCAUUUCGAGGAAGGUGGCCAUUGGGGUGCUGUGAUAUCCUGUAGCCUGGGGUCUGAUUCUCCUGUUGUGGCAUCUCCAGAAGUCUCAAAAGCCACAGCCUUUGCCAGGUAGAAACCACAUUACCAUCCUUGUCUGCAGUAGAACCCAUCCACAUGGGCAACAUCUUGUUAUCCAGAAGCAGGAUAGUGACACAGACCCCCAGAACUGACACCAGCCACCUGGAAGACUUCCAGACCACCCUCCAUGCUCAAUUGUGGCAUAAGAGGGACAGCCCCACAGCCUGUGACAACUCGCUCUAACUUCUCCAUGUUACCAGAAGCCCAGUCAUGGCUUUGUUCACCGUUCUCAGAAUACCUGGUGCCAGGAAGAACUGAGUCCCGAAAGAAUCAGCUUCCGGGGUUUCUGCUUCUAAGUCCUGAGCAGAUACAGCUGCCCUCAAGUGGUCUAGAGAUUCACUCAGUUAUCCUGCCUUGGACCGUGAUCAGUCCUAAAGGAGCACGCUUCACUUCACUGCUAAAGCCUCUGGUCCAUUCAGGGCUUUUAAAUUCCAAUUCCCACCCACCUCCCUCAGUCCCUGGAACAAGAGUCUCCACGUUUGUUUAAGUAAGGGGCCAGCCCUUCACAAGGCACAUGGUCCAUGAGUGCUUCUUUGCCUAGUAGGUGCCAAACUGCCCUUGGCCUUCUGCCUUCAGGUUCUGUCAACCAGCCUCUCUCCCCUGUCUAUUGCACCCAUUUUCUAGUUGAGGAAAGUGAGGCUCUACAGGCCCCAGGAUAUGCUAGGUAGGAAGUGGCUGGAGGAGGCUUGAGUCCAGGUCUGCCUGACCCCAGUAUCCAUGCUCUUCUCCCUGCAAGAACAACCAGAAAGGGAAGAGAUGGAGGUUGACUGAGUAUCAGGGUAGGUGGCCUGGGGUCUUCCUUAUGUUAUGAGCAAAGGGAUGGUAGUGACUGCCCUGGACUCACAGCUGUUUCUGCAGGACAGGGUGUACCCUGGAUCCUUAGUAGCAGGUACAGAGCGUAUAGCCUGAUACCCUGUGUGUGGAAGAGAAAUAAAGGAAACCGAGGCACUGUCCCUCGGUGGCUAAGGACGAGCAGCUGGGUCUGUGCCAAACUAGAACAGUACCCAAGGGCCUGUAGUCUCCUGCCCCAGCAGCAGCUGCUGCUCCGCGAAGAACAGUUUGCUUUUUAGCGUGCUCUUUCCCUGGGAGAAGCCCAGGGUAGCCCUUCCCUAUUUUGACCAAUAGACAGCUAAGGCCUGGAGAGGUCCACUUAGUUAUUGCAGAGCUAAAAUCAGGACCCAGAUUUCUAGCUCCCAGCCCAGACCAACUUGUACCUAUGAAUGGGCUUCCUGUGAAAGAGGGGUAGGAUUGGGAGGGCGGAGCUCCAUCCCAUCCCACAGUCCCUACAGAAGAGGGGACAGCCCUGUCCGGUUCUACACUUCCCCAGGGUUCAUUUUUAAUGUGGUUUGGAAACCACGAUGCCCCCUUUCCCAAGAUGCUUGCAUCUUACUUGCAGUGCCAAAGAUUUUGUGCAAGGGGAUCCUUUCUGCACCCCACCCCUGCCCAGCCCUCUCUGCUUUCCUCUGACCCACCUGGCGCUGUCACUCUCUUCCUCUGUUCAGCCUGCAGUCCCCCACGACCCCCACCCCCACCCCCAGCACUGGGCCUGGGUAGGAGGCAUCUGAAGGAUGAUCCUGCUUAGUCUGUGCCCUGGGCCUCAGGGGAAAGCGGCAGUUAGGGAGAGGGGAAGCUGAGAAUCUUCAGCUCUGGAGCAGCAUUUGAGAGCCUCAUGCCCACACCCACGCUGUGCAGGAAGCCUCAUCGCUUUCUAUUUGUUGGUGGUUUUUGAGUUUCGACACCUUUGCUUGACCAGCUUUCUGAAGCUGUUUUACAGGCCUUUGGUUGUUGCUGUUGCUGUUUUGUUUUGUUUUUCCUGCUUGCACUUGGCUCUCUGUAACCUUCUCAAGUAUUUUACAAGUCCCUUCUAUGCCGCAGAUGCUGGGUAGACCAGGGAGCGGGGUGGGGGGCAUCACCCUGCACUGAAGAACUGAGCUUUGCCCACUAGCUCCAGUGAAGUCAUCUGCCUUCUACCCUCCUCUCUGUGGUCAGCUGAGGCAGAGCAGACAGGCCUUCCUGUGGGCAAUGAGAGAAUUUGCCUUUUGUCCUAUCCUUGUGCUGCCGUGAACUGUAUGUGUGCCGGGUUCCCUUUCUGUUCACUGUCUUUUUGUUGGGUCACACACACAGCCUGAAGGUCUCUGUGGCAAGCUCCAUCGGCCAUAGUGCUUCAUCAGUACCCUGGGCAACUGGAAGCGAAUGGGUCUGCAGAGCCAAGUCACUCACCCACUUUCCCUUGCCUGGGACUUAGCUUUUCAACAUCCAGGACUGUGGUCACUCCUCUCGGGGUGGAGCAUAUAUGCCAGACUCCCCCUCAGCCCCUAUCCCUUCCUACUUCCAAGGCCAGGGUAGCAAUGUCUGGGCCAAUCACAGAUCAGAUCACCAACACAAACUUGUGCCCCUCCCCUGCAACUAACAUUCACAUCGACUCUGUUGAUGUGAUGGCAGGGACCACCUCAAUACAUAAUGGGAAAGUUAAGGUAUGGAGAGUGAAGUCAUAUCCUGCCUUGUUAAGGUACACAGGCCACCAGCAAAGAAAUGUUACAGUACUUGCUGGCAAUCCAGUGACCCAGUCUCUGAUUUUAGGUGUCUCUCCCACAAUCCCCUGACCAAACAUUGGUCAUUGGCCAGAUGGCCCCUCUUGGAUGGACCCUUCUCUCUGGCUCCAUGGUUGCAUUGUUUCUGCCUGAGAGUAAGUAUAGUACCCUGGCCUCUGGGAACCUGGGCUUGAAAACAGCCGUUGCUAGAUGGAGACUUUGCUUAUAUUUUCUGGCCAGAGUCACUCUUGGCCAUUUAUGUUAAUACCAUGGCCCCAGGCUGAGGCCAGGGGCAGUCUGUGCUCCAGCUACUUCGGAGUCCUGCCAGGAAAUGGCAAGAGCCAUGCUAGGCGCUCACAGUUGGGUGUUUUGUUUUGUUUUGUUUUGUUUUGUUUUGUUUUGUUUUGUUUUGUUUUGUUUUGUUUUUUGAGCCUCUGCCACCAGACCACCCCAUAGAGUUGAUUUCUAUGGCACAGUUCUUGACCUUAAACUGUUUCUGAACCCACUGGGGACUUGGGGAGUGGAUGGAAAGUGGGGACACAUGUACUUCACUAAAGAACAGGUGCCAAAUCCCCCCUCCCCCCAAGAACUUAGGACAGUCUAGUGUUUAUCGCCAAAUUCUGGCCCUUAGUGAGAGGAAGAAAUUGACCAUCUAAGAAGAGUGGUGUGGAGUUGUGGUGCAGCCAGAAAGCAAUGGCCCAAAUGUGUGGGCCCCAGGCUCCAUCCCCAGCAUCACAGAUAAACAAGAACCUUAAUGGCUUAGCUCCUGUCUUUCCAUUGAGCCCAGGACUCUUCAGUGUCGACAUAGUCCAUACCCUGGGAAGCCUUGCCAUUUCUUUGAACAGUGUGGCCAUCUCGGCCCCUUCGGUGGCUGUCUAAACUUUCCUUCAGGGUUUUUCCUGUAUACUACAGCCUAUCCUACCACAGACCAAAGAUUCCCUGAAGUCAAAGGGGUGUGGACUGAAUGGGUAGAAAAUUAAUUUGUAUCAAGGCCCAAGGGUUUGCCUUUGCCUGGAAGAAUUGCUCCUAACUUGCUAAGGUUCUAGCAGCAGGACUGACCUGACCCCAAGCAGAGCUGUACAGUUAAGACAAUGGUUCGUACUCCUCACCUGCUGAACAACCGUCCCACAGACCAGACCUCCCUGCUCUGGGGAGUGAUGCUUGGUCCCCGGUGCUAUCUAGUUGAGGUACCAAGUCCCUCAAAUGUUCCAUCUUCUUCCCUGUCUCUGUACUCCUUCCCCAAGUAAGCCCUCUUAGCUCCCAUCAGAAUGAGGGCUUAGCUUCUGUCCUUCAAAAGACCAGACCCGGUGCCAUCGCCAGUGGCCUUCCCUCUCACCUCUGCUUUUAAGAGCAAAGGUGCCCUGCCAGGCUUAUUACAGCAAUAAACAAUUCUAAUGCAAUGGAGGUGUCCGAUUAUGCCUGCAAUGCCUUUGUGCCCUGUAAUUACUAGUAGCACCUCUCUUACAUACCAGGGAGUGUGAUAAACUGUGGUUACCUUAGCCAUACAUGGUUCCUCUUUCGGGGCCACUGAGGUUGCUUCUAACAUCCCUCCAGAAACAGUGGGCUCUAGACAGCGUGGCCGACUGUAUUCAUGGGCCCACAGCUGGUGCUGGGAACCCCUGGGUUCUCAGCCCUUCUCACAACCCCUAGGCCAACUGACAGGUCCUGGUGGUGGCUUUUAUCUCCCGUGAGUGUUUAAUGUGAGGGGGCAGGGGGUGAACACCUAGCUGUAGCAUGUAGAGACUGUAUACCAUUAGUCUUUUCUUUUUUAAAAUAAUAAAAUGCUUGACUGGUUUCAAGCUUCGUUGUAAAGAUGUAGUGUUUGUGGAUUUCAUCUGGCUGAAAGAGAUACAUGCCCUGGUGUCUGGACUUCAUGUGUUGGUGUCUGGACUUGUGCUCUUUGUGUCUGAAGAAGAGAA